AUGACGUUUGUCCUACUCUUUUCGUUCAUUGGCCUCUCUACUUGCUUGAUGAGAGGAAAUGAGACCGACAGACUUUCCUUGCUUUCAUUCAAAUCCCUCAUAAGUGAUGACCCGUCCGGGGCCCUCCAUUCCUGGAACAACACCCUUCACUUCUGCCAGUGGCAGGGGAUCACUUGCAGCAGAAGGCACCAACGAGUCGCUGUUCUAGAUCUUCCAUCCCUCAAGCUCAUCGGUUCAAUUGCGCCUCACAUUGGGAAUUUAAGCUUCCUCAAGGAGCUUCAUCUUCCAGGUAACAAGCUCAGUGGUGAAAUCCCAUCUGAAAUCGGGUUUUUGAAGAGACUGCGGAAGUUAAGACUGCUAAACAACUCACUGAACGGUGAGAUCCCUCCCAACUUAUCCAACUGCUCUGCCCUUGUCAUCAUCGAUAUUAGAAAUAACCAGCUUCUGGGAGAGAUCCCAAACGAGUUUGGCUCUUUAACAAAGCUUAAACAGCUCUCCAUAUAUAAGAACCAUCUCACUGGACACAUACCUGCUUCCAUUGGCAAUUUGUCUUCACUGAUUAUACUCUCGGCAUCAUAUAAUAGUCUGUAUGGCAGUAUCCCAUUUUCCCUCGGUCAGCUUAUGAAUAUCCAGUUCCUUUUCGUAGCUGUAAACAAUUUGUCCGGCACAAUUCCUUUGUCCAUUUUCAAUCUGUCGGCUCUGACCUAUCUUGAGUUCACUGAAAACUUUGAACUCCAAGGAAGUCUUCCUCCUGACCUGUUCACCACCCUCCCAAAUCUCCAGUGCUUAACGCUUGAAUAUAAUCAAUUUUCUGGGCCGAUCCCAGUUUCAAUAACAAACGCAUCAAACCUUUUGUUUUUUGAUGCUUCAUUUAACCAGUUCUCGGGGUCCGUGCCUUCCUUAGCAAAGUUGCAUAAGCUUCAGAGAUGGGAUAUUGCGGGCAACCGUCUGGGAACAGGGGGAGCCGAUGACCUAUACUUUCUCUCUUCAUUAGUCAACGUGACGGGACUAGAGGUUGUCAAAGCCAGUGGCAAUUACUUUGGAGGACGACUACCAGAAACCAUCAGCAACUUUUCAACGAAUCUUAGAGUUUUUUAUGCUGGGAGCAAUCAGAUAUCUGGAGAGAUCCCUCCUGGAGUUGGAUAUCUUGUCAAUUUGGAAGAGUUCUCUGUGCAGAACAAUCGAAUUUCUGGUACAAUUCCUAGGAGCAUCGGAAAGCUCCCGAAUCUCGUUCAUGUGUACCUUGACCGAAAUCAAUUGACUGGUCAAAUUCCAUCCUCGAUUGGAAAUUGCACAAAAUUGGUCCUUCUUGGUUUAGGUGCCAACUUCUUGCAGGGGAAAGUGCCCCAAAGUCUAGGCAUGCUGCAAGAAUUAGCUGGUCUGGAUCUUAAGAUUAACAACCUUACUGGUCCUGUACCCCUUGAGAUUUUCGGCCUUACAUCGCUGUCAAUAUCGUUGGACCUUUCUGCAAAUAAUUUUGUAGGCAGUCUGCCCAAUGAAGUUGGAAACCUGAAAAAUUUGGGUUACCUUGAUUUCUCAAAUAACCAGUUUUUGGGUAAUAUUCCAGCCACUUUAGGAACUUGCGUAAGAUUGGAGCAGCUCCUUAUGGGGGGAAAUAAAUUGCAAGGGUCGAUUCCAGAGUCUUUAGGUUCUUUGAGGGGCUUAGAAGAAUUAGAUCUUUCCCGUAACAAUCUAUCAGGUGAGAUCUCGAGAUCCUGA
Punica granatum (pomegranate) is the source of this 1719-nucleotide messenger RNA. Lineage: Eukaryota; Viridiplantae; Streptophyta; Magnoliopsida; Myrtales; Lythraceae. The record is from RefSeq and is a predicted model, not a curated record.